Ascochyta rabiei is the source of this 1005-nucleotide messenger RNA. RefSeq lists its product as uncharacterized. Bases 1 to 1005 code for a protein of 334 amino acids. Lineage: Eukaryota; Fungi; Ascomycota; Dothideomycetes; Pleosporales; Didymellaceae. The transcript has 3 exons. Gene Ontology annotation, molecular function: endonuclease activity; nucleic acid binding. Gene Ontology annotation, biological process: DNA catabolic process. The record is from RefSeq and is a predicted model, not a curated record.
AUGGUCCACCUCAAGUCUACACUCCUAGCUAGCAUGGCUGCGGCGCCCUCUGCGUACGCAUGGGGCUCUCUGGGUCACACCACCGUGGCCUACAUCGCCCAGAACCUCGUCUCGCCGGACACCAAACAGUUCGCCCAGCGCAUUCUGAGCGACACCUCGGCUUCGUACCUCGCCAACGUGGCUACCUGGGCCGACAGCUACCGCUACACUGCCGAGGGCACCUUCAGCGCGCCCCUCCACUUCAUCGACGCCCUGGACUCGCCCCCCAAGCAGUGCAACGUCAACUACGACCGUGACUGCCCGGAAGAAGGCUGCAUCGUGUCCGCCAUCGCCAACUACUCGACCCGCGCCGUCACCGAGGACGUCGGCCUCGCUGAGCAGCAAAAGGCGCUCAAAUGGGUCAUCCACUUUGUCGGCGACAUCCACCAGCCGCUGCACGUCGAGAACCUCGAAGUCGGCGGCAACCUCGUCAACGUGACCUUCAACGGCGCGCGCACCAACCUGCACGCCGCAUGGGACACGGCCAUCCCACAGAAGCUGGCCGGCAACUACUCGCUCGCCAACGCCCAAAAGUGGGCCAACACGCUCACCAAAGAGAUCAAAACCGGAUCCUACAGCAAGGAGAGCAAGACGUGGUCCAAGGGCCUCGAAGCCAAGGAGCCCGUCGACAGCGCCAUGGUCUGGGCCUCGGACGCCAACAGCUUCGUCUGCACCACCGUCGUCCCCAACGGCCCCGACGCCGUCCGCAACCAGGAACUCAGCGGCGCCUACUACGAGUCCGUCAUCCCCGUCGUGCAGAAGCAGAUCGCCAAGGCCGGCUUCCGCCUCGCGGCCUGGCUGGACGCCAUCGUCGAGAAUGCAGGCGAGGGCGUGGCCAAGGGUGACGACGGCAAGUACGGGCUCAGCAAGAGGGAGUUUGCGUUUGAGGCGUGGCAGCUGGAUGCCAAGGCCAAGCGCGCGGCGUUUGGCCCUGAUUGCGGGUGUGGCGAGGAGCAUGCUCACUAG